Molecule: messenger RNA, 1083 nt
Organism: Diversispora eburnea
Lineage: Eukaryota; Fungi; Glomeromycota; Glomeromycetes; Diversisporales; Diversisporaceae
Source: the annotation of a GenBank genome assembly
AUGCAAACAUUUAAAUUAAAAGUUGACUUUCCAGUGUAUUGCGCUGGCUUUAGUCCUGCAGGAGAUAUUCUUAUUGGAGGUGGAGGAGGGUCUGUUAAAAGUGGUAUCAAGAAUAAAUUUGAGUUAUACAAGUUGAAUAUUACUGAGAAAACCCCUUUUGAAAAAAUUACGGAAUUAGAACUUAAUAAAAAUGAGGAUGCACCAAGUUGUCUAACUUUUCAUCCCGAGGAAAAUGUUAUUGCUUGUGGUAUUAAUAGUUCAAAAGAAAAGAUAGAAUUAGGGGAAAAUAAGAAUUGUCGAACAUUCGAAUAUUCAAAUAAUAAAAUUAAAUCAAUCAAAGAAAUUCAAACCAUAACAAGUAAAAAUGAAUAUGAUUUUCAAAGAGUCACUAAUUUCAGUAGUAAUGGUAAAUUUAUAGCCAUUGGAGGAACUGAUAGUAAAUUGACAGUUUUAAAAUAUCCAUCAUUGGAAGUCGCUUUUCCUCCAUUGAAUUUUAAUAAACAAGAGAUUUAUGAUGCUGAUUUUAAUCCAGCAUGUGAUCAGGUUGUAGCAAUUUCUACCAAAAUUUUACGAAUAUUAUCUAUUAAAAAUGGAGAAUGUAUUCAUUCAUUAGAAAGUCCUAUUUUUCAAAAAGUUAUUCAAUGGAAAUCAGAUGGAUUUCUAUUUACUGUGGUUAAUUUAACAUCUAAAACCAAAUCAUUUAUUGUUAAAUGGAAUGCUAUCACUUUGGAAAGAAUUUUGACUAAAGUUGUCUCAAAAAAACCAAUUACUUCUUUCGCUAUAAGUGACGAUGGAAAUCUAUUGGCUUUGGGAUGUUCGGAUCAAAGUUUAAAAAUUUGUGAUGCUAAUACUUUGAGGAUCCUUCUUACUGUACCCAAUGUACAUGAAUUUCCCGCGACGAGCGUAAAUUUCAAUCAUGAUUCAACAUUAGUUGUGAGUGGAUCAGUGGAUUAUUCAGUUAAUCUUAUAAAACUUCCUGAAAAAUUUAAUAAUGGAAAAUUCUCAUUAUUCUUGAUUAUUUUAACCACCUUAAUCUUGAUAUUUGCAUAUGUUUAUAAAUUAUAUCUGGAUGAACAAAAUUGA